Messenger RNA from Ilex paraguariensis (yerba mate), 1395 nucleotides. The record is from the annotation of a GenBank genome assembly. NCBI's taxonomy places the organism in Eukaryota, Viridiplantae, Streptophyta, Magnoliopsida, Aquifoliales, Aquifoliaceae.
AUGUCAGAAAAAGAAUGCAUCCACCACAAGGAGAAGCGGCAGAAGCGAAUCCGCGCCUUCUGUGCUUGCCUUCUCAUCUUCAUAUCCAUCGUGCUCUUUGUAAUUCUCAUUGUUUGGGCGGUUUUGCAACCCAAAAAACCCCGUUUUGUCCUCCAAGACGCCACCGUCAACAACUUGAACGUCUCUGCACCCAAUAUCCUCAGCUCCAACAUCCAAGUCACCAUCGUUUCUCGAAACCCCAAUGAGAAUAUUGGAAUUUACUACGACAAACUUACCGUCUACGCCACUUAUCGCAGCCAACAGAUCACUUAUACUGUCGGCAUACAAUCCGUUUAUCAAGGUCACAAGGAUACUAACGUUUGGUCGCCCUUCAUUUAUGGGGAUAUGAUUCCGAUUGCUCCGUACAACGGUCCGGCAUUGAGCCAAGAACAGGCUAGUGGGGGCAUUAGAUUGAUGAUCAAGAUUGAUGGACGGGUCAGAUUCAAAGUUGGGAGCAUCACAACUGGACGUUACAAUCUUCAUGUUAGAUGUCCGGCGUACAUACCGUUCGGAAAGAAUAUCAACGAAUUUCCGAACACCGGUAUAGUUGUCGGUAACAGCUUUAAGUAUCAGCUAGCACAGAGUUGCCGUCUUGCCUUUUCUAAGCCUACACCCUCUCUUCUCUUUCCCACAAACCACUCCGUCCUAACAACCCAAAACCUAUCACACGACCGGAAACCUCCUCCUCCUCCACCACCACCACAACCAAACAUGUCAGAAAAAACGUGCACCCACCACCAUAAGGAGAAGCGGCAGAAGCGAAUCCGCCGCUGCUGCGCUUGCCUUCUUAUCUUCAACUUCAUCCUCCUCGUGGUAAUUCUAAUUGUCUGGACGAUUCUGCAACCCAAAAAACCUCGUUUUGUCCUCCAAGACGCCACCGUCAACAGCUUGAACAUCUCCGCACCCAACAUCCUCAGCUCCAACAUCCAAGUCACCAUCGUUUCUCGAAACCCUAAUGAUAAUAUCAGAAUUUACUACGACAGACUCACCGUCUAUGCCACUAAUCGCAGCCAACAGAUCACUUAUGUUGUCGGCAUACAAUCCGUUUAUCAAGGUCACAAGGAUACUAACGUUUGGUCGCCCUUCAUUUAUGGGGAUAUGGUUCCAAUUGCUCCGUACAACGGUCCGGCGUUGAGCCAAGAACAGGCUAGUGGGGGCAUUAGACUGUUGGUCAAGAUUGAUGGACGGGUCAGAUUCAAAGUUGGGCGCGUCACAACCGGACGUUACAAUCUUCAUGUUAGAUGUCCGACGUACAUACCGUUCGGAAAGAAUAUAAACGAUUUUCCGAACACCGGUAUAGUUGUUGGUAACAGCUUUAAGUAUCAGCUAGCACAGAGUUGCCAUGUUAGUGUGUGA